Messenger RNA from Brassica oleracea var. oleracea, 1643 nucleotides. Its product is annotated as ABSCISIC ACID-INSENSITIVE 5-like protein 7. Gene Ontology annotation, molecular function: DNA-binding transcription factor activity. The transcript is spliced from 5 exons. NCBI's taxonomy places the organism in Eukaryota, Viridiplantae, Streptophyta, Magnoliopsida, Brassicales, Brassicaceae. Gene Ontology annotation, cellular component: nucleus. The record is from RefSeq and is a predicted model, not a curated record. Gene Ontology annotation, biological process: positive regulation of DNA-templated transcription. The coding region runs from base 187 to 1380 and encodes 397 amino acids.
AGGGAGAAGAAAGAAAAAGAAAAAAAGCUUUCACCCUUUAAAAUGGCGGAUCGUGUCGAGAUGGCAACAACACACUUGUCGUCUCGCCCAGCAGAGUCUCUGGUGGUUUCUCCGUUGCGAAUCUAAAUUCUCGAGAGAUUUAAUUAGGCAAGAGGAAGCGGUUUAGAGUGAACCAACACAAGGAAUAUGGGAACUCAAAUCAAUUUCGGUGGUGACCCUGGUGGGGAAGGAUUCAACCAGAUGAAGCCAACAGAUACUGCAUAUCCCUUGGCGAGACAGUCUUCGCUUUACUCACGAACGUUUGAUGAGCUUCAGAGCUUACUAGGUGGACCUGGAAAAGAUUACGGGUCGAUGAACAUGGAUGAACUCUUGAAGAGCAUAUGGACUGCUGAGGAAGCUCAGGCCAUGUCCAUGACCAUGACUUCUUCAGCUCCUACAACGAUGGUGCAACCUGGUGGGAAUCUCCAGAGGCAAGGCUCGUUGACAUUGCCUAGAACGAUUAGUCAGAAGACUGUCGAUGAGGUCUGGAAAUGUCUGAUCACCAAAGACGGUGGAGGUUGCAGCGGAGGAGGCGGUGGUGAGUCUAAUAAUGCGCCGCAGAGGCAACAGACAUUAGGGGAAAUGACACUUGAGGAGUUUCUGUCCCGCGCUGGAGUUGUAAGAGAAGAUAACAACUCUUCACAGCAUAUGGGUCAGGUCACUGGAAACAAUAACAACGGCUUUUAUGGUAACAACGGAGCUCCUGGGGGAUUAGGCUUUGAGUUUGUUCAACCAAAUCAAAACAGCAUAUCAUUCAACAAUGGUACAAUGCAGCAGCAGCAGCAGUUUCAACAACAGCCACAACAGCAGUCACGACAGCAGCUGAAUCAGUCACAUCCUCAGCAGCAGCAGCAGAGGCUGCCUCAGACCAUUUUUCCUAAACAAGCAAAUGUUGCAUUUGCUGUCAACAAGAGUUUUAAUGGGGCUGUGAAUAAUUCAAUGAACAAUACUAAUGGUUUAGCUAGUUUCGGAGGAGCCGGGGUUACUGUUGCAGCAACGUCUCCAGGGACAAGCAGCGCAGAAAACAACUCUCUGUCACCAGUUCCUUAUGUGCUUAAUCGAGGAAGAAGAAGCAAUACUGGCCUAGAGAAGGUUAUCGAGAGGAGGCAGAGGAGAAUGAUCAAGAACCGAGAAUCAGCUGCUAGAUCAAGAGCUCGAAAGCAGGCUUAUACCUUGGAACUGGAAGCUGAAAUUGAAAAGCUGAAGAAAGUGAAUCAAGAAUUGCAGAGAAAACAGGCUGAAAUGAUGGAAAUGCAGAAGAAUGAGCUGAAGGAAUCAUCGAAGAAACCGUGGGGCAGCAAAAGGCAAUGCUUGAGAAGGACACUAACCGGUCCAUGGUAAUAUCAGAACAAAGCAACAAGAGAACCAGACACCACUUGGCAAUGGCAUGGUAUUAAUGUAAUAGAGAGAUAGUGCUACAUGUGCAGGAGAUUAAGAGAAUUUUAUUAAAUCUAGGUUACAUAGUAGGACAAGUUUUCAUUAUGCAUAAAAAACAUAUUUUGUUCCAUGGCCUUCAUUAGUCUAGUGUUUAGUCUUAGAAUGAUAAUCAUCCCUUUUGUGUUUUCUAGUUUAUUGUGGUUUAUAAAAAAACAUCCUUGUUUAUA